Molecule: messenger RNA, 876 nt
Organism: Ramularia collo-cygni
Lineage: Eukaryota; Fungi; Ascomycota; Dothideomycetes; Mycosphaerellales; Mycosphaerellaceae
Product: related to YPC1-Alkaline Ceramidase
Exons: 7
Coding region: 1-876 (291 amino acids)
Biological process (GO): ceramide catabolic process; ceramide biosynthetic process
Cellular component (GO): endoplasmic reticulum membrane
Source: RefSeq, a predicted model, not a curated record
AUGUGGUGGUCGAUACCAUACGGCGAUACCAAAGAGCCAUUCUUUUGGGGUACUCGCACCGCUGCUGUCAACUUUUGCGAAGAGGACUACAUCAUCACUCAUUAUGUCGCCGAGUUCUUCAACACCCUUACCAGUCUGGCUUACAUUGCCUACGGAAUCCACGGAAUCCGUCGGUACAAGCGGCAAGACCUCAGCAUCUUCGCCGGGGCGAACCUGUCCUACUGGGCACUCAUAGGAGUCGGGAUCUUUUCCGGUCUAUACCAUCUGACUUUGAAGUACCACACGCAGAUGUCCGAUGAACUUAGCAUGCAUCUGGCCAUAGGGACUGUGCUACAGCAGGUCUUUACCUUCAAGGAGCCGCCGAAAGUGCAGGUUCGGAACACUGCGAUAAUUCUUGGUGUCUUGGUGCCGUUUGUGAUUUACCAUUGCGUGGCUGACGAGUUUAUGCUCCAUGUUAUUUUGUUCUUUUGCAUGUCGUUGAUCGUGGCACGUCGAGUAAAGAAGCUGAUUCGGGAGCAAAUCAACGAUGCAGACCACCGAGCCAAGCUAAGGUCACUGGUGACUCUAGCGACAUUCAUGGCCAUGUUCGCUUAUUUCCUAUGGAACAUCGAUGUCCAUUGCUGUGGAACUCUCACACGAUGGAAGCGUCAGCUAGGGAUGCCUUUGGGAAUACUGCUCGAGUUCCACGGAUACUGGCAUAUCUUGACGAGCAUAUCCGCGUAUACUUUCAUGGCCAUUAUUGAGUUCUUGAUUAGUGAGGGCGAUGCCAACCGAGCGAAUGGUUUUGCAUGGCCAGCAAAAGACGUCUUGAAGAUGUUACCGACAAAGAACGCAGACGAAACGCCGAUGAAUGGCGGUGCCAAGGGCGGCAACUGA